Molecule: messenger RNA, 1192 nt
Organism: Onthophagus taurus
Lineage: Eukaryota; Metazoa; Arthropoda; Insecta; Coleoptera; Scarabaeidae
Gene: Gdap1
Product: ganglioside induced differentiation associated protein 1
Biological process (GO): mitochondrial fission; mitochondrial fusion
Cellular component (GO): mitochondrial outer membrane
Source: RefSeq, a predicted model, not a curated record
GCGAUUUUGUAAGCAUUUGGCGAGGUCGCAGCUGCGCGUCUACAACGUUCCAUACAGUUUGUUAGUACACACAAUUUUCUCUUGAUUUAACCAUGUCAUCGGACGGGGAAACCUGCCGAAUAAACAUCACAAAUGGGCUUCUAUUAUAUUAUCACCAUUAUUCAUAUUAUUCACAAAAGGUGAUAAUGGCAUUGCAUGAAAAAAAUUUGAAGUAUGAAGGCGCAGUGGUGGAUAUUAUUAAAGGACAACAAUAUGAUCCAUGGUUUUUGGCUAUUAAUCCAAGAGGUGAAGUUCCUGUACUCCAAGAUAUUGCCAAAAUCAUUCCUGAUUCAACUAGAAUCAUUGAUUAUUUAGAAGACAAUUUUAGUAAUGGUGACACACCUCGUUUAAUUCCAAAUGAUCAAGGAGAUGAAAUCAAACAAAAAGUGAUUAAAUUUCGCAAUAUGAUCGAUCAAAUCCCAUCGGGAAUAGUGACGAUGGGUUCGUUCUUCCACACCGAAUUUGUUCAAACUCCAAAAGCCCCGUUUUACGCCCCGGUCAGGAAACUUCUAGCAAAUGCCGAAAAAGGUAGCAGCAAAAAGUUGAGGGAGUACGCCGAAAAAAAUCCUUCCUGCCGAGAUAUCCUGUUACAAAAAGCUGAAUCGCAAGAAAAAAAACAUUUAAACGUUAUCGAACGGGAUCAAUUUUAUAAAAUUUUAGAUAACAUUGAUAGGGUUUUAUCAUCCGUUGAAACAGAAUUAAGUUCGCAUGAUGAAGAAAAAUCAAAUUGGUGGCUAUGUUCAGAUCGAUUUACUGUUGCCGAUAUAAGCCUAACAAUUUUAUUGGAGCGCUUAAACCAAUUGGGAUUAGAAUCUCAUUUUUGGUCGUUGGGAAAGAAACCGUUUUUAUGUACUUAUUAUGAUAGAGUCCAACAAAGAAGUUCGUACAAAAAAGCAAUACCCAAUACUUGUGUUCAUAUAAAAACGUUCGUUAUGUCCCAAAACCCUGUACAUUUAGCAGUUGGGACCACUGCAACCAUAGCGAUUUUAAUUGGUGGAAUUGUAUUAAUAAAAAAAAUGUUUUCUUAAGAAUGAAGGUGUGUGUUAGAUAACAGCGGAUGCAUUUUGUUUGUUGCGGGAUAAAAAUUGGAAUAUUUUUAUAGAAGAUUAAAAUUGGAUGUUGGUUGUUGAUGUAAUAAAUUACUUUAUUUUGA